CAAAUGAAUUUAUAUAUAUGUAAAUUAAAAUUUCACUGUUAAUUUAGUUUAGAGACGUUCAAAAUGAUCAGCGCGGUAUGUCCCACUUCAAUUGGACAUUAGAGACGGGGACAAACUAUCAUAUUUUGCGCACAGCGUGUUAUCCUUACAUGAAAUAUCACUGCAGCAAACGCGAAGUACAAGAUCUGUCGCUGGAAGACAAAUUCUUUCGAUUCCUGAAAAUCAUUAACUUGGGACUACCAAUGCUAUUUUAUGGACUUGCGGCGAUACAUCUAAUUAGCCAUACAGAGGUUGUGCAUGUCAGUGAUAAGAUAAACGUGCCAAUUUAUUUUCUGUAUGCUGAGGAUAAAGGUGCUAGCUUCUGAACGAAAAACAGUGAAUAAGAAAUUUUGAAUAUAUAAAAUAUAUACAUAGAAAGACUGUUCAAAUGA
Drosophila busckii is the source of this 431-nucleotide messenger RNA. RefSeq lists its product as uncharacterized. Lineage: Eukaryota; Metazoa; Arthropoda; Insecta; Diptera; Drosophilidae. The transcript has 2 exons. Bases 78 to 365 code for a protein of 95 amino acids. The record is from RefSeq and is a predicted model, not a curated record.